CACCGUAUGGCCGGCGACAUUAGCUAGCGCUCGCUCUACUCUCUCUAACGGGGAAGCAGCGGACUACAAGAGACUGAACUGUAUCUGCCUCUAUUUCCAACAGACUCACGUUCAACUUUCGCUCACGAAAAGCCGGGGAAAUUUUACUAGUCCUUUUUCUAAAAAAAAGUUCAUAUAAAAUUAUAGCAAAAAAAGGAACCUGAACUUUAGUAACACAGCUGGAACAAUCUGCGGCGGCGGCGGCGGCGGGAGAAGAGGUUUAAUUUAGUUGAUUUUCUGUGGUUGUUGGUUGCUCGCUAGUCUCACGGUGAUGGAAGCUGCACAUUUUUUCGAAGGGACCGAGAAGCUGCUGGAGGUUUGGUUCUCCCGGCAGCAGCCCGACGCGAACCAGGGGUCUGGGGAUCUUCGCACCAUCCCGAGAUCCGAGUGGGACAUACUUCUGAGGGAUGUGCAGUGCUCAAUCAUAAGUGUGACAAAAACCGACAAGCAGGAAGCGUAUGUACUCAGUGAGAGUAGCAUGUCUGUCCCCAAGAGACGUUUCAUUUUGAAGACAUGUGGUACCACCCUCUUGCUGAAAGCGCUGGUUCCCCUGCUGAAACUUGCUAGGGAUUACAGUGGGUUUGACUCAAUUCAAAGCUUCUUUUAUUCUCGUAAGAAUUUCAUGAAGCCUUCUCACCAAGGGUACCCACACCGGAAUUUCCAGGAAGAAAUAGAGUUUCUUAAUGCAAUUUUCCCAAAUGGAGCAGCAUACUGUAUGGGAGGUAUGAAUUCUGACUGUUGGUACUUGUAUACUCUGGAUUUUCCAGAGAGCCGGGUAAUCGGUCAGCCAGAUCAAACCCUGGAGAUUCUGAUGAGUGCACUUGGCCCAGCAGUCAUGGACCAGUUCUACAUGAAAGAUGGUGUUACUGCAAAGGACGUCACUCGUGAGAGUGGAAUUCGUGACCUGAUACCAGGUUCUGUCAUUGAUGCCACACUGUUCAAUCCUUGUGGGUAUUCAAUGAAUGGAAUGAAAUCGGAUGGAACUUAUUGUACUAUUCACAUCACUCCAGAACCAGAAUUUUCUUAUGUUAGCUUUGAAACAAACUUAAGUCAGACCUCCUAUGAUGACCUGAUCAGGAAAGUUGUGGAAGUCUUCAAAUCAGGAAAAUUUGUGACCACCUUGUUUGUUAAUCAGAGUUCUAAAUGUCGCACCGUGCUUUCUUCACCCCAGAAGAUUGAAGGUUUUAAGCGUCUUGAUUGCCAGAGUGCUAUGUUCAAUGAUUACAAUUUUGUUUUUACCAGUUUUGCUAAGAAGCAGCAACAACAGCAGAGUUGAUUAAGAAAAAUGAAGAAAAAAUGCCAAAAGAGAACACAUGUAGAAGGUGGUGGCUGCUUUUUAGAUGUUGAUACCGGGGGCCACGCUUUCUAUAGCUGCCACCUUGUAGUUGCAGAAAGCCCUAGAUGUAAUGAUAGUGUAAUCAUUUUGAAUUGUAUGCAUUAUUAUAUCAAGGAGUUAGAUAUCUUGCAUGAAUGCUCUCUUCUGUGUUUAGGUAUUCUCUGCCACUCUUGCUGUGAAAUUGAAGUGCAUGUAGAAAAAACCUUUUACUAUAUGAAACUUUGCAAAAUUUGUGAAAACUCAAAUUGGUUUAUGCAGAGUGUAAUAUUUCUCCAGGUAUCGUCCAAAAUUCCCCAUAGACAAGGCUUUCGUCCUCACUAGGUGUUGGCCUCAGCCUAUCUGGGACUGUUCUAUUAAAUUGCUGCCAGAAUUUUACAUCCAGUUACCUCCACUUUCUAGAACAUACUCUUUACUAAUGUUAUUGAAACCAGUUUCUACUUCAUACAGAUGUUUUUUGCAACAGCAAUUAAAAUUUUUCUUC
Carlito syrichta (Philippine tarsier) is the source of this 1856-nucleotide messenger RNA. RefSeq names its product S-adenosylmethionine decarboxylase proenzyme-like. The transcript has a single exon. The coding region runs from base 311 to 1315 and encodes 334 amino acids. The record is from RefSeq and is a predicted model, not a curated record. Gene Ontology annotation, cellular component: cytosol. Gene Ontology annotation, biological process: spermine biosynthetic process; spermidine biosynthetic process. Gene Ontology annotation, molecular function: putrescine binding; adenosylmethionine decarboxylase activity. Lineage: Eukaryota; Metazoa; Chordata; Mammalia; Primates; Tarsiidae.